UUGAAAAUGAUGGUGCAGGAAGACGUUCCUACUAUACUACAAGAGUUUGUACAAGCUCGAGUAAUAAAUCAAAAUAUGCUUAUAAAUUUGAUAAUUGAACAAGGACCAAAAGGAGUGGCUGGUAAACUGUUUUAUGAAGAUGGUAUUAAAUUGGAUGAAAACAAAGAAAUUCGAAUUGAAUUUCUCAAUAUUUUAAAAAUUGAUCAUCUCUGGGUAAUGCCAAAUCUUGUCAAAUUAAAAUUAUCUAAUAAUAUUAUCGAAAAAAUAGAGAAUCUAGAUGUUCUUGUUAAUUUAAAGGAAUUAGAUCUUUCUUUUAAUCACAUAAGAAUAAUGGAAAAUUUAAAUAAUUUAACAAAAUUGGAAAUAUUACUUCUAUUUAAUAAUGAAAUUAAUGAAAUAGAAGACAUAGAUAAUUUAUACAAUCUUACAAUUUUUAGUAUUGGUAAUAAUGCUAUAGUGGAUUGGAAACAUACCUUGAAUACCUUAGCAGAAACUGAAAUGAAGGAAAAACAAGAAUUGGAUGCAAAAAAUGAAUAUGAAAAGAAAUUAGCUUUUCUUACUACUGCAUAUGUAGAACAUCUUGAUGGAGAUUAUCUGUUUCUUCAAAUGUUUGAAAAUGACAAAGAGGGUAAAGAACUAUCUAUGGUAAAUGAAGAUACACAAAAUGCUUUUGAACAAUAUAAAAUAAACUUUAUUACUAUAUGUGAAGAAUUAUGUGAAAUAGGUAUAAAAGAAAAUGACAAACGAAUGGGAGAAAUAAAUGUUUUUAAUACUGCUGUAAAUGAGGGUAAAACUGCUUCACAAAAUCAAGGCAGAAUAAUUGUGAAUGGAGUAUUACAAAGAAAAACUGUUAUUAUAGCAAGUAUUAAACAAUUACUAAAAAAAUUGGUUGGUGAUGUAGAUAUUACUACAUUGGAAGAUAUAAGUCAAAAAGCACAACAAUUCUCUGAAGAAUUUAAUGAUAUGAUAACUGACGCAUGGACAAAAUUAAUGUCUAUUGAAGUAGAAUUGCAUGAACAAAUAGAGGAUAUUAGUGAAGUAUUUAGAAUGAAUCUUUCUGACAUGGUGGAUGCUUUUUUGACAAAUGUACGAGGAUAUUUUUCACAAUUACGUAAUUGCGAGGCAGAAUAUAAUGACACUGUUAAUGGGGCAAUUUUAUACUACCUUAGUGGUUUUGGAGAUGAUACAAAAAUGCCACAACAUAUGCUAAAUUUAUGUGAAGAUAAAGACAUGUUAAAUUACAAUCUUAACAAUUCUCAUGAUAAACAUUUGCAAGUAAUAGAUACUCGAGAAGAUACUAUGUUAAAUAGAGUAAAAAAUUGGCUUGAAGAGUAUAGUGAACAAUUAAUAAAGUAUGAGAGUGAAAGAAAUAAUCAGCAAAUACUAGAAACCUCACAUUUUGCAGAUUCUCAACAACAAGAACUUUUACAAUUAUUACAACAAUUAAAUUUAAAUGUUAAUGAUUCAGAAGUUAUAUUAGCACUUGAUACAUAA
Habropoda laboriosa is the source of this 1494-nucleotide messenger RNA. Its product is annotated as dynein regulatory complex subunit 3-like. Gene Ontology annotation, molecular function: protein binding. Bases 7 to 1494 code for a protein of 495 amino acids. The transcript has 8 exons. Lineage: Eukaryota; Metazoa; Arthropoda; Insecta; Hymenoptera; Apidae. The record is from RefSeq and is a predicted model, not a curated record.